AUGCCCCUUGGUCUUCGCAAACCUCCCACUUCUCUUAUACAUCUUUCGUUCUCUACAGGUUUCGUCACAGUUUUGGUAGCCGCUGCUGCUGCACCACAACCACAUCCACCACCCGCGUCGCUCGAGGUGGAAAGGAGGAAUAGCAACCCCCUCGGCAUCGACUUGAGUCCUGCUCCUCCGCCUGACGAAGGUCCCGCGGGAGCAAAGUACGCUCUUCGAGAUCCAGCAUACCUCCCGGCUCAGAUCGGCGGCAUUGUCGGAUCGUACGCUUUCUCGCUGGUGCUGGUCGCCAUCAUCCUACUGAGCUUAUCCAAGAGGCGGCGAGAACAUCUCCGAGCAGGAGAGAACAUUGGUUCCUGGGAGGAUUCAAACGUUGCACCAAAUUUCUCCGAGCAAUUCUCUGCCUUCAAGUCACAAGACGGCUUCCAGUGCAAAGAAGGGGAGUACCCGACGCAGCAAAGCUUCCAGGAGUUGCCAAAGAUCCAUACUCAGGAUCACGUCCAAGGCCACGUCCGCAACUUCUCUCUGCCCUCGCCAACCUCGGCAAAUUUCUCGACAGCAACGCGGGAGCAAAACCCUUACGUCCUCCCAUCACCAGACGGCAGUCUUCGUGGACAACCAGGCGUAGACCCACACGUCAACCAGAGCGUCGUCCAACAAGACAGAGCCAUGGCGCAGGCACAGUUAGAAGACAUGUACAAGUACGUGAUGGAGCAGGAGGCGGCCAAAGAAGCGGGAGUGGAGUUCAGAGGCCCCACUUUCCCAGCCGCAGGGCAGCAGCAAGAGCAGCUUGCUUCUUCACAGGGCAUGCUUCAGAAGAAGGGAAGAAACAAGCCCGCAAACCUUAAUCUAAACGGCGAUGCCAAGUCGGAAAGGACGCAGUCCCGGACCUCCUCGAUCCUGUCGGCCCUCAAGUCCCCACUGGGGAAGAAAAAGGAGAAGGUCCAGGCCAUCAGCAUUUCCUCCCCGAUCAUGACACCCAUGACAGGCACGUUUCCCCCGCAGUACGCCGGCGAGGAGAUGAACGCUAUCCCGCCACGGCACUACGCACCGGCUGCACCGCCACCAGUCCCCGCGGGCAACGCAACAUUCAGCCAGCGACGGAACGUCCAGAUGGCUCCCCUCACGCCGCCGGAUGAUAUUUCGCCAGAGAGCACGCAGAGCAUCGACGAGCGGCUCCGCGCCAUGGCAGGCAGGGGCAAGGACAGGAACGCCCGGGACGAAUACAGCGAGGAUGAGGAAGAGGAAGAACGACAGGGGCAGGGUAACUACUACCACUCACGCCAGCAGUCGUCCGCAACAGAGGCGGACCCCAUCUCCGCCACUUCGGAGACGUCGACAACGCCACUGGUCAGGAACGAGCGGGCCCGCGACAACAGGUCCUCGGGACUUCCCACGAGCCCCAAGCCCGGGGUUAACCGCUUCCCUAGCUUGGGCUCGUUGCCGUCGUCCCCGAAGCCGGGCGCAACCUUCUCGCGGCCUAAUGCGCCCUCGGCGGUGCGUACGGGCGGUGCGCUGCCGCUGCGUGCAUACGAGCCGGCGUUGAUGUCGCCCAAUACGUACGACCGCACGGUCAAGCAGACUGUGUUCGAGAGGGCCGGCCCGCUGUCACCCGGGAUGGGCACAGCACGCACGCCCCACACCGGCGCGCCGGUGCCGUACUCGCCGUACCAGCCGUUCUCGCCCGUGGUACCCAUCACGCCCAGCCUGGUCACCAAGGCUGACAGGAAGAGGAUGAAGAGGAUGGAGCCCAAGACCCCUACGCUGGAGAUGGUCCAGAGCAGCGAGGACAUCUGGUGA
Diaporthe amygdali is the source of this 1800-nucleotide messenger RNA. RefSeq lists its product as uncharacterized. Lineage: Eukaryota; Fungi; Ascomycota; Sordariomycetes; Diaporthales; Diaporthaceae. The coding region runs from base 1 to 1800 and encodes 599 amino acids. The transcript has a single exon. The record is from RefSeq and is a predicted model, not a curated record.